AUGUUCGCUUAUCUUAUCGGCACUGUACUCAAUUUACCAUCGAAUUUAACUGCGACAUUUCUGUGCAAAACAUAUAAUCCUCAAAGUAAAAUAUGGACUUGGCGAUCGACACGUGGAAAAUGUUAUGGUCUUCUAGCAGCAUUCAGCGGUGUAAUUUACCGUCGUCAAGAUAUAGACGAUACAAUCUUUGAUUAUACGGACGCACCGAGUUCGUGUUAUCUUCAUGACGAUGUUUAUAUAUCUGGACACUUGUAUCGAAAACAUAUUCGUUCUUACACGAUUGGUAGAGGUACGGGUUUGUGGAUUUUGGCAUACCGUGGUCAAUGA
Molecule: messenger RNA, 327 nt
Organism: Didymodactylos carnosus
Lineage: Eukaryota; Metazoa; Rotifera; Eurotatoria; Philodinida; Philodinidae
Source: the annotation of a GenBank genome assembly